This is a messenger RNA of Thermothielavioides terrestris NRRL 8126, 291 nucleotides long. RefSeq lists its product as uncharacterized. The record is from RefSeq and is a predicted model, not a curated record. Lineage: Eukaryota; Fungi; Ascomycota; Sordariomycetes; Sordariales; Chaetomiaceae. Bases 1 to 291 code for a protein of 96 amino acids. The transcript has a single exon.
AUGAAGUGGCUGAUCUGGUUCAUCAUCAUCUCGGUCAACAUUAUGCUCGGCGUGUCGGCCGCCAUCAUGUGGAUCCGGUGCUGUCCCGUUGCGAGGCUAUGGAUCUUUGACAUGGAGGGUACUUGUUGGCCGUCCUACGUUGUAAAGGACUAUCAGACCUUCGCCACAGUGUACUCCGGCGCGCUUGACAUCGUCUUGUCACUCCUGCCGAGGAGGAUUGUCUGGAAUGACGCCAUCUACAAGAAGGAGAAAAUCGGCGCCCUCAUCGCCAUGAGCUUCGGUGUGCUGUAA